Molecule: messenger RNA, 1687 nt
Organism: Trematomus bernacchii (emerald rockcod)
Lineage: Eukaryota; Metazoa; Chordata; Actinopteri; Perciformes; Nototheniidae
Product: NIPA-like protein 2
Exons: 11
Coding region: 208-1275 (355 amino acids)
Biological process (GO): magnesium ion transport
Cellular component (GO): membrane
Molecular function (GO): magnesium ion transmembrane transporter activity
Source: RefSeq, a predicted model, not a curated record
CUUAAAAAAACGAUUUUUCCGACCGUACAUGAAGUCAGCAGCCCUUCUGAUACGAACGUGAGGAGCGUUUCCUUCUGUUCCCACUGAGGCGACGGGGACGUGGGACGGGAUGAAGACAUGAAGUGGAGAACAAAAGACGAAUAUGUGACCAGAGUAGGAGCUGCGAUCUAGAAAAGUGGUAUUUCCUUAUAAAACGACAAGGAAAACAUGGCAAAUGGAAGUUCUCCAGAUGCGGCUCACAGGGCGCACAUCUUGGAAAACCCUCUCCGGACCUAUCUCCUGGGAAUCAUUAUCUCCAUAUGUGGGAACAUCCUCAUCAGCAUUUCACUCAACAUACAGAAAUAUGCCCAUGUGCGUCAGUCCCAGCGUGGAUCGAAGCCCUACUACACCUCUGGGACGUGGUGGUGCGGCGUGGCUCUCAUGGGUUUCGGGGAACUGGGGAACUUUGCUGCCUACGGCUUUGCCCCAGCAUCACUCAUAGCCCCGCUAGGCUGUGUGUCUGUCAUAGCGAGCGCUGUGUUAUCCGUGGUUUUCCUGAAGGAGACAGUGCGUGCCUCUGACAUUGUUGGUGGCACCCUGGCAAUAACAGGAACGUAUGUCCUGGUGAACUUUGCCCCCCACACUACCAUACACAUUACAGCCCAUCUGGUACAGUACUACGUGAUGAACUGGCACUUCCUGCUUUACCUUUUACUAGAGAUGCUUCUCUUUUGUUUCCUGCUCUAUCUGUACAAGAUGAGGAAUGUGAAGCACAUCGUCAUUGUGAUGCUGCUGGUAGCUCUGCUAGCUUCUCUGACAGUUAUCUCAGUCAAAGCGGUGUCAGGGAUGAUCGCAGAGUCAAUAACAGGCCAGCUGCAGCUCAUCUACCCCAUCUUCUACGUCAUGGGUGUCAUCAUGAUUGUCUCCUGUGCCUUCCAGAUCAAAUUUCUCAAUCAGGCAAUGAAAAUGUUUGAUGCCACAGAGGUGGUUCCUAUCAACUUUGUGUUUUUCACCACAAGUGCCAUUGUUGCAGGGAUAGUAUUUUACGAGGAAUUUGAAGAAUUGGCUUUACUAAACAUUUUUAUGUUUCUUCUUGGUUGUCUUCUGUCUUUCCUUGGAGUUUUCCUGAUCGCCCGAAACAGGCCAAAAAUAAAGCUACAAAAUCCCAAUUGUAUCUCAAUGGAUAAGAUUCCUCGGAGAAGUCACACAGACAGAGUGCAGCCCGAGGCGCAGACAUACGGAUCGCUGGCUGCCAAACUCAUGUGCAACAGAGCUGGCCAAUCAGACGAUGCAUAGGACCAGGACCAUCUGUUGGGAGUGUAAUGUUGGUGGAUUUGUGUGUGAAUUAUUUUUCCUGUGAACUUGAAAGAUAUCUUUCUAAAAUUAAAUGGUAGGCAUGAAUUCAAACAAUAGCUGAGUGGCAUAUUGAUGGCAACAUUGGUCUUUAAAAAUUGCCUCUUUAAAUAUCAGAGCCAUCUCUUGAGUUAACAGUUAUACCAGCAGUUAACAGUAGCUGAAGAGUAUUAUCUCAUUGUGGUGAAUCAGAGUGCAAAUUCCCUUCUAGCAAGUACAUUGUAUUUAUAAAAUAAAUCUCCAGCAGGCUAGUGUGACAAAUGGCUUCUAAUAUAGCACACAUGUAUAUAUUGAAAUCAAUUGUAUAAAUCUGCCUAUUUAGGAUCUGUUGUCAAUAAACAAGGACAAAAUCUGA